GCUAUCAACCAAAAAAAAAGGAUGAAACUAUGCUGAAAUCUCACCUUACCUCUGUCACCCUUUCCUCUGAUAUUGAUUCUAUAAGACUGUUCUGAAUGGUUUAUGAUGCUGUUUGUCCUGACGUCAUCGGCCCACAGCAACUCAUUUUUCCUGCGAAAGGUGACACUGCAUGAGCAGUGAAGCACAGCCAGCAUGGCCGCUUCAGGACAUGACAAAGAUGUGGAAACGCAAUCACGCUUGGAGCAGCAGUCUUCCUUGGUAUCAUCCGAGCCUGUACCACUUGCAAGGGUAUUCGUCGGGUCGAGCGAUGAGAAGGAUUCGCAAAAUGCUUCCAGUAGCACAGCCGGCUCUGUAACCAGCGAUAAAAUUGAAGAAAGGCACAACACAACUGCAUUGGCUCAAAGAAAAACAAGAUGGUAUACAAAACUCAAUCCGUUGAGGCUCCGGCAGCCGCCUCCCAUACCAGAAGAGCGAACGGUAUCAAGAGAAUACAAGGCUGGAAUCUUAAGUCUCAUAACAUUCCAAUGGAUGAGCCCGCUGAUGAUGACGGGCUAUUUGCGCCCACUUGAAUUGCAAGAUAUCUGGCUGGUCAACCCAGAGAGAUCAGUGGAUAUCCUAUCAGAGAGAUUAAAUUCCUCGUUCAGGAGACGAGUCGAACGUGGGGACCGUUACCCGCUGCUUUGGGCUAUCUAUGAGACCUUCAAAUUCGAAUUCUGGCUCGGAGGCGUUUGCCAAGUUUUUUCGUCUCUUCUACAGGCGUUUACCCCUUAUCUAACAAGGUACUUGAUCGCCUUUGCCACAGAUGCAUACAUUGCAAAAUUCACAGGCCGUCCAGAACCACAUGUCGGACGUGGAAUUGGGAUUGCGGUCGGCAUAUGUGUGAUGCAGGUUUUCCAGAGCUUGACUACGAGUCAAUUUUUCUUCCACGGAAUGAUGGUAGGGGGUCAGUCUCGAGCAGCACUGGUGAACGCUAUUUUUGCAAAGGCGACAAAGCUCUCUGGUAGAGCGAAAGCCGGCGGGAGAGAAAACCCCCAUUGUGAAGCAAACGAAUCCGAUGAAGCAGAGCUUCAAACUGCCAGAGAUGGAGUUAUCAGAGAGAUUCCCGAAAAGAAGGCUGGAAAACAGAGACCUAAACCGAAGAUAUCGGCAAAGACUGCUGCUAAUAUCGCUGGAGAUGGAAGCGGAUGGAGCAAUGGAAAGAUUGUCGCGCUGAUGAGUAUCGACACCGAUCGGAUUGACAAAGCUCUUGGAUUGUUUCAUUUGCUCUGGACAUCCCCGAUCAUUAUUAUUGUCGCCCUUAUUCUUCUAUUGGUCAAUAUAGGAUACAGUGCUCUCUCGGGAUAUGCAUUACUGAUUUUAGGCGUGCCAUUACUUACUUACUCUAUCAGAUCGCUGAUUAUUCGGCGCCAGCGCAUCAAUGUAAUAACGGAUCAGCGAGUAUCCCUCACGCAAGAAAUCCUGCAGGCAGUCAGGUUCGUCAAAUUCUUUGGUUGGGAGAGCAGCUUUUUGGAUAGACUAAAGGAUAUCCGAACGCGAGAGAUUACGGCUAUUCAGUUCGUCCUCUCUAUUCGCAAUGCGAUUUUGUGUGUUUCAUUGUCGCUUCCUGUUUUUGCCUCAAUGUUGGCCUUCAUAACUUAUGCCCUCACGAAUCACGAACUUACUCCUGCGCCGAUCUUCUCAUCUCUGGCGCUUUUCAAUACUCUUCGCUUGCCAUUGAACAUGCUUCCUCUGGUGAUUGGCCAGGUAACAGAUGCCUGGACAGCGAUUUGCCGAAUUCAAGAAUUUCUCCUUGCCGAAGAACAAAAGGAUGAUAUCAAGUGGAACAAAACCAUGGACAAUGCGCUGGAGCUGAAAGAUGCGUCAUUCACGUGGGAAAGGCUGCCCACUGAUCCAGACGAGAGCGAGAAAGCCAACAGAAAAGGGGGUAAGAAAGGAAAAUAUCACAGCAAGGGGCCUCAACUGCCUUUGGAGGAGAGUGGUCAAGGAACAGAUUCCGGUACCAAAAGCCCCAGUGAACCGUUCAAGCUUAGCGAUUUGAAUUUUACUGCUGGUCGAAACGAGCUUCUUGCCGUUAUUGGGACAGUAGGUUCCGGAAAGACGUCACUUUUGGCUGCAAUUGCAGGAGAUAUGAGAUUAACUGGUGGCGAAGUGACUAUGGGUGCCUCACGAGCGUUCUGCCCGCAGUAUGCAUGGAUCCAGAACGCAACCUUGAAGGAAAACAUCCUCUUUGGCAAAGAAUACGACAAGGUUUGGUACGAUGAAGUUAUUGAGGCGUGCGCCUUACGAGCAGAUCUUGAAAUGCUUCCGGCUGGCGACAAAACAGAAAUCGGCGAACGAGGCAUCACGAUUUCCGGCGGACAGAAGCAGCGAUUGAAUAUCGCUAGGGCUAUUUAUUUUAACGCUGACCUUGUUCUGAUGGAUGACCCGCUAUCAGCUGUUGAUGCCCAUGUUGGUCGGCAUAUUAUGGAUAACGCGAUUUGUGGCUUGCUUAAAGACAAGUGCCGGAUCCUAGCGACGCAUCAGCUACAUGUUCUUAAUCGUUGCGAUAGAAUUAUUCUCAUGAAUGAUGGCCGCAUAGAGUCAGUGGACACCUUCGAUAAUCUUAUGCGUGACAGCGAGCUAUUUCAAAGGUUGAUGGCAACAACUUCUCAAGAGGAGGAAAAGGAAAAUGAAAAAAAGGAAAAUGAUGAGAUAGAAGAGGAAGAAAAGCCAGACGAGAAGACGAAAUCUUCCAAACAGCCAGCUAUGCUGAUGCAGCAGGAGGAGCGAGCUGUAGACUCUGUGAGUUGGAAAGUGUGGUGGGCAUAUAUCUCAUCAUUUGGGUGGCCUACUAAUUUUCCUCUCAUCGUCAUCUUCCUGCUCCUAUGCAACGGCGCGAACAUCGUCACAAGUCUGUGGUUGUCCUACUGGACUUCGGAUAAAUUUAACCUCCCGCAAGGGGAAUAUAUGGGCAUAUAUGCAGCUUUGGGGGCUUCACAAGCAAUCUUAAUGUAUGGAUUCUCUACGAUCCUUACAACUAGUGGGACAAACGCCAGUAAGAGCAUGUUGCAAAAGGCAAUGACACGAGUUUUAAGAGCUCCGAUGUCCUUUUUCGAUACGACACCUCUUGGACGCAUUACCAAUCGUUUUUCAAAGGACAUCCACACCAUGGAUAACGACCUGUGUGAUGCCAUGCGGAUAUAUUACCUAACUUUCACCAUGAUCAUCUCAGUCAUGGUACUAAUCAUUGUCUUUUACCACUUCUUUGCUGUGGCCCUCGUUCCGCUUCUUGUUCUUUUCCUGCUGGCGGCGAAUUUCUACAGAGCUUCUGCCCGAGAAAUGAAACGGCACGAAGCCGUUCUUCGAUCCGUUGUGUUUGCGCAAUUUGGCGAAGCUGUUUCAGGCACUGCAUCAAUCAGAGCAUAUGGCCUCCAAGAUCACUUCAUUAAGCGAAUUCGCGCCGCAAUCGAUAAUAUGAAUAGCGCAUAUUUUCUCACUUUCUCGAACCAACGAUGGUUGAGUAUCAGACUAGAUGCGGUUGGCUGUCUCAUGGUUUUCGUUACGGGGAUCCUAGUUGUUACUUCGAGAUUCGAUGUCGAGCCUAGUAUUUCCGGAUUGGUUCUCUCCUACAUCCUUGCUAUCUUCCAAAUGCUGCAGUUUACCGUGCGCCAGCUGGCUGAAGUUGAGAAUAACAUGAACGCUACAGAACGAAUACAUUAUUACGGGACCCAACUGGAGGAGGAAGCACCCCUCCAUAUGCGGGAACUAGACAAAACCUGGCCAUCAAGGGGGGAAAUCACUUUCUCCAACGUACAAAUGCGAUAUAGAGAGGGGCUUCCUCUCGUUCUUCAAGGUUUAAACAUGAAAAUACAGGGUGGUGAACGGAUCGGAAUUGUUGGACGGACUGGAGCCGGCAAGUCCAGCAUCAUGUCCGCUCUAUUUCGACUCACGGAACUCUCCGGUGGAAGUAUCGAGAUCGACGGUAUUGACAUCUCCACAAUUGGCCUUCAUGAUCUUCGUUCGCGAUUAGCAAUUAUUCCUCAAGAUCCAACUCUUUUCCGGGGAACCGUUCGAUCAAAUCUCGACCCUUUUAACCAAUACAGCGACCUUGAGCUCUGGUCCGCCCUGCGAAAGGCAGAUCUCGUCGGAGAGGGCCCCACAUCCAAUGAACAGGAACCAGCAGAGACUGCCAAAAACGCAAACCAGCCACAACAGCGCAUUCAUCUUGACUCUCCUGUCGAAGAAGAGGGGUUGAACUUCUCUCUCGGCCAGCGACAGCUCAUGGCCCUUGCCCGUGCUCUGGUGCGCGACUCCCGUAUUAUCGUGUGUGACGAAGCGACUUCGUCUGUGGAUUUUGAAACGGACCAGAAGAUCCAAAAGACUAUGGCGCAAGGAUUUGAAGGCAAGACCUUGCUAUGCAUUGCCCACCGGCUGCGCACAAUUAUCAACUAUGAUCGUAUUUGCGUGAUGGCCCAGGGACGAAUUGCAGAAUUUGACACUCCACUGGCGUUGUGGGAAAUGGGAGGGAUAUUCCGUGGAAUGUGUGAUCGGAGUGGGAUUAUAAGAGAUGAUUUCUUUGCACAGUGAAGCACUUAAAUGGGAAUUAGAUCAGAUAUACGGAGUAUAACCACUUCGUAUGGCUCAUCAAAAGUGGGCCAUUGGUUGGGAACAGAUCUUGGUACCUCAUUUUUAUUUUCUGUUGAUAUAAAAGACCUACCUCCCAGCAGGUUUCGUAAAUACUGAUAGAAUAUGAAAAUAGAUUAUUUCAUGCAUUUUUUUCAUC
This is a messenger RNA of Coccidioides immitis RS, 4762 nucleotides long. Its product is annotated as ABC multidrug transporter. The coding region runs from base 193 to 4566 and encodes 1457 amino acids. The transcript is spliced from 3 exons. Gene Ontology annotation, cellular component: membrane. Gene Ontology annotation, molecular function: ABC-type transporter activity; ATP hydrolysis activity; ATP binding. Gene Ontology annotation, biological process: transmembrane transport. The record is from RefSeq and is a predicted model, not a curated record. Lineage: Eukaryota; Fungi; Ascomycota; Eurotiomycetes; Onygenales; Onygenaceae.